This is a messenger RNA of Podarcis raffonei (Aeolian wall lizard), 2462 nucleotides long. It is a transcript of the gene RFLNA, whose product is annotated as refilin A. Gene Ontology annotation, molecular function: filamin binding. Bases 265 to 927 code for a protein of 220 amino acids. The transcript has 4 exons. The record is from RefSeq and is a predicted model, not a curated record. Gene Ontology annotation, biological process: negative regulation of chondrocyte development; skeletal system morphogenesis; negative regulation of bone mineralization involved in bone maturation. Gene Ontology annotation, cellular component: actin filament bundle. Lineage: Eukaryota; Metazoa; Chordata; Lepidosauria; Squamata; Lacertidae.
CGCGCUCAGUCCUCCCUGAGCCAGGGGGGCACGGCGUCGGCGGAGGAGAGACGCGGCGCCUCGUCGGGACGGCAGGGGACUGGCUCGCUUCAAGGGGGCAGCUGCAGCCACAGGAAGCAGCCCUGAGUCACCCAAGGCAACAGGCGCACAGGGAUCCGGCUGGCACUCCCUGUGCAUGUACCCCGUGCGUUUGCCUCCCUGCAGGAGGAGGUGGUGGGUUUCCCCCUGCUUGGCAGCCACAGCCCUCACUUCCCCACCCCAGUCAUGGUGGGUCACCUGCAGUUGCAAGGAAUGGAAGACAGCUUGAAAGAGAAGAACCGAGAAGGGUUGCUGGAUAGCCCGGAUUCGGGGCUGCCCCCCAGCCCUAGUCCACCUUUCUACUCCCUGUCUCCAGGCAUCGUUGAAAACAGACCUGGAGGCAGCAGCUCUUCCACAGAUACCCAGGGACAUGGGCACAGGAAAGAUGGCAAGGAGGGGAACGUGAUCCCUUAUCUUCUUCUGAAUGCCUCCACAUCAGAAAUAAGGCCUCGGAUGCACCCUGUGUUUUUUGGUGAAAGCAUAGAGGUCAACCCCGAACCGGCACAGGAAAUUAGGUGCAACUCUGAGGUAAAAUAUGGCUCUGAGAGGCAUUACAGGGAUGAUGUUUUCUACUGCCCAAUGCCCACUGUCACCACUUACAGCGAGACCGUCAUUGCUGCCCCCAACUGCACAUGGCGAAACUACAAGUCCCAACUCAUCUUUGAGCCGCGCCAGAAACCCCUGAGGUUCCAGAGUACAACAAUCAUCUUCCCCAAACAUGCCAAGAACAUAUACCGGACCACACUCAACUAUAGCCUUGGUUCUGCCAAAAGAUGGUUUGCCUCAAGUGUGCAGCUAGAGCUUUGUGAGGAGAACAGCCCCUGCAUUGUCUACACAGAAAAUGUUUAAUGCAGUGUUUUGUUUACUGAAGAACUCUUGACUACAACAUCAACGUAAGGCUUAGGCCUACGCUGGAGGAGAAGCCUUUUAAGACUUAAUGGCCUUUGGCUGAAGGCAUCCAUUAAAUGGCUCCAGGAUCAUUCAUUUUUCACACCCAGGCUUGGAUAUGCCAAGUAGCUUCCCUGCUCCUAGAAGCAGCUGAGGGAGAUAUUCUCAUGGGCUGAAGCAGCUAGAAGCUGGUUUUGGUUCCCCUCAGCCUCGGAUCGAACCUCUUUAAUUAGCACUUGAAUUCAUUUUCAGUAGUGAGGGCCUUCCGUUACUUGGUCGCCAUUUAGAAAGCUUACUAUAGGGUAGUGUGUGGGCCCUCUGUAGCAUGUAGGAUGUGGCCAAAUAUAUCCUUAGAGAAAGUGAUUGUGUCACAGAAGAUCAUCUCCAGUUUGGCAAAGACUUGGCUUUGCAAAGACAGCAGGUAGAUCAUGGCAGGCAGUUCUUAGUCAUAUCAAACAUUAAUUUUGUCCUGGGAUCUUAAGUAGAAGCCCCAGCACAAUAGAUAGGGGUGGAAAGGCAAAGGGCAUCAUUUUUGCCAAUGAGCAGGAGUUACCAAAUCCCUGCUGCACAGGGGCCAUUCGUGGAAACCAGGCAUUUACAGUUCCUUGGCAACCAGCUGCCUUUAUAAAGGAAGCCAACGAGAAGAUUCCUUGGGCACCUGCCUCCUUGUGUGGAUAUAACAGAUGGAAAAUAGCUGGAUGUAUAGUUGAAUGUGUGGGGAAAGAGUUAACAUGUGGACUCAUUCCUUCAAAAGGCUGCAUUUUUUUACUUUUUGCUAAAGAUCUGGAAGAUAAUAGCUUUUUAAAAGACGGUGUUUGAGACCAAAGGCCUUUUUUUACUUUCUGGAAUAAAGGACUGUAAAACUCAGGCCAAGAUUUCCCAGAAGGGAAGCUUAGCUCUUUAGGGGUAUGAGGAGGGGAAAUGACAUUUGUUCGGAUUUGCAGAUUCACAAACCUAGUAAACCUGAAGUAAAUGGAUGAAACAGGAAGUGACUGUAUGGACAACAGAAUGAAGGGAAGGGACUUGAAAGCAUUGGCUUAGUUGUGGAAGCAGUUGUUAAGUUAAUGACAGUUGUGCAUACAAUGCACAAUUGUCUUGAUGGUCAUUAUACAUACUGCUUUUAAGAGCUGUCCUUUCGAAUGGGGAAAGAUGCAUGGUUACACAAAUUGUGCAUCUUAAUGUGCAACAAUUAUUACAUGUCCAUUAUGCUGCUUAGACAUAUUUGUUCUUUUGAAUGGAGGAAAGAGUUCAUUUAAGUCAACUGCACAUGUACCUUGCAACUAUUAUGCAGAUUUUUUAAAAAGUGUUCAGAAUAAAUGAUGCCGGUCUUAUUGAAGGCAGAAAAGUUCAUGAAAAUAAAUUGUGGGUGGGUGGGUAUCAUAUAGCUCCUAUACAUGAAUGGAUUCUUACUGGCUCAUCACAAACAUCUUACUGUUCUUUCUGCAAUGCUGGCUUGUUUUUCCUGACUUCAAGACUAAAAUGCAAGUGAGACCCAG